Molecule: messenger RNA, 1704 nt
Organism: Chrysochloris asiatica (Cape golden mole)
Lineage: Eukaryota; Metazoa; Chordata; Mammalia; Afrosoricida; Chrysochloridae
Gene: IL22RA1
Product: interleukin 22 receptor, alpha 1
Exons: 7
Coding region: 1-1704 (567 amino acids)
Molecular function (GO): protein binding
Source: RefSeq, a predicted model, not a curated record
AUGAGGACUCUACUGACCAUCCUGGUGGUGGUAUCCCUGGCUGCCCACAUUGCUGAAAACACCUCGAAUCUUCUUCAGCACGUGCGAUUCCAGUCCAGCAACUUUGAAAGCAUUCUGACCUGGGACAGCGGGCCGGGGAGUGCCCAAGACACAGUCUACAGCGUGGAAUAUAAGACAUAUGGAGAGAAGAUGUGGAAGGUAAAGGUGGGCUGCCAGAAGGUCACCCGGAAAUCCUGCAACCUGACUGCAGAGACAGGCAAACUCACGGAGCUCUACUACGCCCAGGUGACCGCCGUGAGCGCAGGGGGCCAGUCCACCACCAUGAUGAGCCAUCGCUUCAGCCUGCUGCAGGACACCACCAUCAAACCACCUGAUGUGACCUGUAUUCCCAAAGUAAGAUCUGUCCAGAUGAUUAUCCACCCCACAUUCACGCCCAUCCGUGGGGACAAUGGCCAUCAGCUAACCCUACAGGACAUCUUCCAGGACCUGUUGUACCACUUAGAACUCCAGGUCAACCACACCUACAAAAUGCACCUUGAAGGGAAGGAAAGAGAAUACGAGUUCGUUGGCCUGACCCCUGACACAGAAUUUGUUGGGAGGAUCAUGAUUUUUGUUCGAAAUUGGUCCAAGGAGAGCGCCCCCUAUGUGUGCCGUGUGAAGACACUGACAGAUCAAACAUGGACCUACUCCUUCUCGGGCGCCUUUCUGUUCUCCAUGGGCUUCCUCGUCGCCAUGCUCUGCUACCUGAGCUACAGAUAUGUCACGAAGCCACCACAGCCACCCGACUCCCUGAACGUCCAGCGAGUCCUGACUUUCCAGCCUCUACAGUUCAUCCAAGAGCACAUUCUGAUUCCUGCCUUGGACCUCAGCGGCUCCAGCGUUAUAUCCCAGCCAGUCCAAUACACCCAGGUGAAGGUGUCUGGGCCCAGGGAGCUCCCAGGAACCCCACAGCUGCACAGCCUGCCUGAGAUCACCUACUUCAAACAGCCAGAUAUCUCCAUCCUCCAACCUCCCAACAGGCCACCUCAACAGACCCUCCCUCCAUUGUCCUAUGCCCCCCAGGCUGGCCCUGAGGCCGGACCCCCAUCCUACUCUCCUCAGGCCCCCCCCAAAACUGAACCCCCCUGUUACACUCCACAGACCAUUUCCCAGGUCCCACCUUCCUCCUAUGCCCCUCAGGCCACUCGACACAGUUGGCCCUCAUCCUAUGGGAUGUGCAUGGAAGGUUCUGGAAAAGACUCCCCUCCUGCGGAACUCUCUAGUCCCAAGCACCUCAAAGGUCAGCUCCAGAAAGAAGUUCCAGGCAGAAGCUGCAUUCCAUCUGGCCUUUCUCUCCCAGCCAUGACCUCUUUGGAUGUGGAGGAACCCCAAGAAGCAAAAUCCUCCCACCAGUAUCUGGGGGUUCACACAGACGUUGCCCCUGACCUGAAUGGGGUGUCAGGGAUGCCAGGGUACCUAAAAGGCCAACUCUCCUUGCUCUCUUCUGUCCAGAUCGAGGGGCACCCAUCCCCCCUCUGCUCCCCCACAGGACAGAGUCCAAGUGACUGGAGCUUACUGGAGUCUCUUGUGUGCCCCAAGGAUGAGAGUCCAAUGCCCAGGGCAGACAUAGAGAACACUGAACCUCGGGCCCCAGACCUAGAGCAGCCUGUUGAGCUAGAGUCCCUUUUCAGAGGCCUGGCCCUGACCGUGCAGUGGGAGGUCUGA